AUGGCGAAGGUUCCCGGCCAAACCUUAGACGACGGGGAGCUGUGGAUGCCCUCCGAGUCAUCGCGAGUUGCGGUCCCACAACGCCGCGAGAUCCCAAGGGGGCCCAACCUCGAUACGCUGGCGACCCAGCUCGCCGCUCUUGGGUUUUUAGACCCGUGCCCGAAGCCCAAUAAUCUCCCAGAUCUCCCCAAGAAUAAAACGCCGGGGACUGGUUUCGGAUUCGGGUACGAGGAGUAUCGGACUCCCGUCGGAACUGGUGCGUAUUUGGUUGGUAACGGAGCCGUUCAGCAGUUUAAGCCGGUUCAAGCUCAGGUUGCAAAUGGGUUUGUGCAAAAUCCGCGAAUGGGAGGGAGGGUUUUGCAAAGGAAGCAGCAGAAUGCGGGUACUACUCAGUUUUACCCGUUUGCUGUUAACGGGUCGGGUCGAAGUUGUUCAGGGACUGGAGUUUUCCUGCCAAGGACUAUCAACAAUGAAGUCAGAAGAAAACCUUUACGCAUGAAGGAUAGUGAGCAGAGGCAACCACCUUUGAGGCCGUUGAUCAAAGUUCAAGCUCCAGCAGAGCUCACUCUGCCUCCUGAGUGGACUUAUUGAAACUAACCCAUCUACUUCUGUGUUGGUCUAAUAAAAGUUAGGGUGGGGGAGCGCAUGAAAAAAAAACCAAAAAAAAAUGGGGAAAAAAUAUAAUAAUAACGAUGGACGCAGCAGUCAAAGGAAAGACGUACGGAGACAAAAGCGAGAAGCUGAAGAAGGUGGAGCAGGGUUCUAGUCUUAUUUGUCUUUUUCUGUAGCUUUCUUUAUCUUGUCCUCGGCUUGUCCGUGUCCUUUUGUGGGCUUGCUGUGAAGUUAUAAAUGGAAUAAAAAUAAUAAAUGAAACGGGUGUUUGUUUUUUU
Molecule: messenger RNA, 890 nt
Organism: Asparagus officinalis (garden asparagus)
Lineage: Eukaryota; Viridiplantae; Streptophyta; Magnoliopsida; Asparagales; Asparagaceae
Exons: 4
Coding region: 1-591 (196 amino acids)
Source: RefSeq, a predicted model, not a curated record